Messenger RNA from Botrytis byssoidea, 964 nucleotides. RefSeq lists its product as uncharacterized. NCBI's taxonomy places the organism in Eukaryota, Fungi, Ascomycota, Leotiomycetes, Helotiales, Sclerotiniaceae. The record is from RefSeq and is a predicted model, not a curated record. The coding region runs from base 128 to 964 and encodes 278 amino acids. The transcript is spliced from 5 exons.
UCAUCUCUUUGUGUGUCUAUUUCGUUUCCCUUUAAAUUUACAUUCUUUUAAGAGCUGUGCUUUUUUACUUCAUUACUUUUUUCUAAAGACCUAACAGCUUGACGCUUAUUAUCAUACCUCUCUCACCAUGAAGAGCUUCGGAUCCAUCUUAGCAUUUAUUGCUAUUUCUGCCACACUCGUUUCUUCUCGAGCCUUGCCAGAGAGCGAGUCUGAUCUCAUUGCUAGAGCACCAGUUCCAAAUGUCUUUGAGUUCUAUGCUCGAUCACCAAAAAAUAAGCAAAAUAACGGCGACGAUGACGAAGACGACAAUGACGACAAUGAUACCGAUGAGAGCGACAGUGCUGCUAAUGCAACAACCAAUGCUGCCGCAGAGGAUCCAAAGGCAAAGGGAACUGCCAGUCUCAAUGUGAACGCCGCAGCUUCAACUGGAACUGGAGACAAAGGCAAGGGAAACAAGGGAAGCGCAAAAGGAACUGGUGGCGUAGCACAAGCAAGUGGUGCAGCAAAAGGAAAUGGUGCAGCAAAAGGAAAUGGUGCAGCAAAAGCAACCAGCGCAGAAGCAGCGGCAGCUGCGUCAACAGCCAAGGCAGGCAAAGGCGAGGCAGGCAAAGGCGAGGCAGGCAAAGGCGAGGCAGGCAAAGGCGAGGCAGGCAAAGGCGAGGCAGGCAAAGGCGAGGCAGGCAAAGGCGAGGCAGAUCCCGCUACAGCCGGAGCUACCACAGGCGACCAAUCUCUCACCGGUGAGAUCCAGAGCGAGCUCAGCUCACUAGGUCUCCGUCGUCUUCCUAUCAUCGAAUCAAGAAAAAAGAAUAAGAACGGUACCGCUGAUGCCACUGGUACUACUGGUGGCAACACAGCUGCUUCGACCGGUACCGGAGGAAAGAAGGGUAAAGGGGCCAAGGGGGCUGCUAAGCCUACAGGCGCUAGUGUAGCUUCCAGUGCUGCUGCUUCUGCGACCAACUAG